Messenger RNA from Exophiala xenobiotica, 4577 nucleotides. RefSeq lists its product as uncharacterized. The record is from RefSeq and is a predicted model, not a curated record. NCBI's taxonomy places the organism in Eukaryota, Fungi, Ascomycota, Eurotiomycetes, Chaetothyriales, Herpotrichiellaceae. The transcript has 3 exons. Bases 250 to 4386 code for a protein of 1378 amino acids.
CAAUGUUUCCCCUCGCCCAAAGCUCCUCCAUUUGCGCCUGCGAUAUACUCCAUUCCCGCCGGACAAUCACCCGCAAAUCUGAACACAUACUCUAGCCGACUUAGCAACUUGAACAGCCUCAAAUCAACCACAACGCGCCCAAACAAUUCAUUCUGACACGACGGUUCAUCUCUUAUCAUCAAAAUAUACAUCCUGUCCAAUUUUCAGCAAUUAAUUCGAUGAUUCCCAACUACUGCUGCCACUGAUGAAAUGCACGUCGAGCAGUUGCGCUCGAAGAAGUCUGAAGCACAAAGAUGUUUGUUGUCGAGAAAGCGAAAGUUAUCUGAACUCUUUUCCAUCACCGCGUAUCCUCUGCACCCCGACGACCCGACCUACAAACAAAAGCUCCAGGCUUUCCAUGAUGCAAACGACUUAGAAAGCGGGCGACUGUUCGACGAGGCGACUCUGCCACCACGAACGCACAUAGUCCUCCGGUCCCGCCAACCCAAAGCCUCACUUCCUCUUGAGCCUUCAGUAUCGACCUCCGAAAACGUAUCACAAUCCACAAGCCUUUCAAAGAACGAUGUGGUAUCACAACCAAAAGAUUCCAGCAGGGCUCAACCACCAGGACAGCCAUCUUUGCGCGAGGAGGUCAACGAAAAUGGGUUUAGUGAGGAGCUUCAAGUGGUAGACAAUGCAUUUGACGGCUCGAGACGAUCAGACCAACGCUUAGUGCAAGAAAGCGUGCAAGACAGCUCUCGGUCACAAGAGUCUAAAGCCGAUGUCCUGCCCACAUCUCCCAGAUCACCUGCCCGUCUGGUACCGCCAGAUGAAGGCGAGGAAUCCGUAGAUCCUGGGACUGGUGGUGCUGGAACAAACGAAGAAGCUCCCGUAGCUGACACUGGGGCUCUUUCGGUUCCUACUCCCAGUCAACGACGGAGUCGAAGCCCCCCGAUUCUUGCGCCAGUCCCUUCUGCGGCCGAGCCUCAAUCGUCACCAGCAUCUACAAAUGGACCAGAAUCGGCGAACACACCCGUACCAACUGCGGCGUCCCCUGGCACUAGCCCUGGACUGGAUCUGCAGCAAAAGGACUCCAGCCAUGGCCAGGCGGAAUCAGAGCGUUCGCCGCCCGACGUUGGCGGCAGCGCUGAUCAGCAACCGCCAAAACCAGAAGCCCGAAGUGGUGACGUAGAGAUGGCUGAGACAGAGAAUGUGCCCGAUGAGGGGAGCACUUCCAAGAAGCCGAGCGUGCGGAUAGACAUUCAGACGGAGGUUGAAUCGUAUUUCAAACCACGGUCAAGCAGUACCAUCGUCGAGAGUCCAGCACAAAUGACUGCUGCCGGCGCACCAAAACUUGGUCUUCCAGUAACACCGUCCACACACGAGCCUGCUAAACGGGCUACUCGAAUAUCUUCUGGCGUCCUGCAGAAGAAGUCAGUCUCAGAGAUACUCGGCGAGACUCCGAAGGCGACUACACCUCAGGGUGAUUCUCCGCAAUCAAUGACGCAUCGCGAUUCAUUUUCAGUCUCGACCCCAGAUGGCCGAGCUGGAGAACGCCGGGACAAGGAGCGUAGCAGGUUAUCCACCGUCGUCUUCGCCAAGCCACAGAAGCCGCUCAACGACGAGGUUAGCCUUUCUGUGGAGCGUGUCGAUGAUCGCGAGAUGCAGAAGACCAACCAUGGCGAGCGGGACUACCUUUAUACGCUAUUUGAGAAUAAGGCUCAUUCGAUGUCACGGCAGACUUCUAUGACUUACCUCAUCCAAAAUGCUCACAAGGCAUUAUCAACGAAAGAUCAUCUUAUCGAGUAUGAGUUGUCGGCGGAAUGUCGAAUCUUGAAACGCCUAUAUCAGUUGCAAGAGAAGCAGCGCUGGGCACUGAGACAGUAUAAGCGGGCUGAUGAAGCUCCAAGACCGACAUCUCAUUGGGACUUCAUGCUUGACCAUAUGAAGUGGUUGCGGACCGACUUCAGGGAAGAACGAAAGUGGAAGCUCGCUGCUGCCAGAGGCUUGGCCGAUGCCUGUGCAGAAUGGGUCACGAGUUCUCCUGCAGAAAGAUGCCAUUUACAAGUCAAGGUCCGACCGCCAAAGAUACUGCCGAAGCCAGACGAGUCACAGGAUGUCGACAUGGAAGAUGCGGCUGGACCAAGUGUUUCUGCGCAGCCAACUCCGGAGUUAGUGCCUUCGAAUGACGAUGAUUACAUGAGCGACGACAUUGCAGAUCCCCGCGACAUUCAGAUGACCAUUGCACCAGCGGCACUUUUCUCACUAGGCGCAUCUGAUUUCAACUUUGCAGUUGACCAUACGCCUGCCUUGGACAAACUUCUCGACGAGUUGCCCCUCUAUGAGCCAUCAGCUGUCGAGCCAGAUCUCUCCAAAUCCAACUUGGCAGAGCGCUUGGAUGCCAAAUGGAAGACCGACAUUGUACCUGUCUCGAGAUGGACGACGGAGAAACUACCAGUCAAGGAGUAUAAGGCUCCCAUCAAGCGAAGUCGGUAUGAAUAUGAGCUUGAGCUGUCACCAAAGAAGAAGUCUGCACCUCUUCCACCUGAAGCAACCAAUGUGGCGCUGUUCAUGCCAGAAAACAAACAUAUUAGAGAUAGAAUCCACCCCGGCCAUUCUUUCCGGCCCCCGUCAGAGCAUCCGAUGCCCACCCAGGCUUUCUUCGAGACCAGGAGUUCGUCGCAAUGGACUCAUGCUGAAGACGACGAACUCAGGAAACUCGUCAAAGACUACUCUUACAACUGGUCUCUUAUCUCCAGCUGCCUUACACCUCGAAGUUCUUACACGUCAGGAGCCGACCGCAGAACGCCUUGGGAAUGCUUCGAAAGAUGGAUUGGCUUGGAAGGACUGCCCGCAGACAUGUCUAAGACUGCCUAUUUCAAGACCUAUUCUGGUAGAAUUGAGGCAGCUGGCAGACACGUGGCUGCCCAGAUCGAAGAAGCUCAACGAAGAGCCGGUGCCAAUGUACAGAUUCCUGCUAGGAAGAGGACGACUCAACCAGUUCGGGUUGAGCGCAAGAGGACGCAACGGCAUCUUGCUAUGCUGGACGCUAUGCGUAAAUUGGCUAAGAAGCGUGAGACUGCUCUUCAGAAACAACAACACCAAGCCGACCUGGCUGCAAUGCGGAAGGUCAACGACGCAAAUGUGCCCAAGCCAUCGUACAAGACACCAGCUGAAUUUUCACAGCUCAAGCAGGAGCGGGAGGCGAAAUUGGCAGAACGACAAGAAAUCUACCGUCAACAACUCAUCGCUCAUCAACGUGCUACUGCGCAGCAACAACGCAGCCAGAACCCUCAGUCCAACAACAUGCCAAACGGCAUGCCUCCUGGCCCGCCUGGAGCACCCGGCAUGCGCGGCCCUCCUUCGGCUGGCGGUCUUCCCGCGAUGCCAAAUGGAAACCUUCAGGUUCCUAACGGUCAUCCCCGUCAUCCAGCGAUGAUGGCAAUGCAAGCAAACAUGCAAUUACCGCCGGGCAUGGUUGGACCAAAGGGCCUCACGCCCCAAAUGCAGGCUCAGAUGCAAGCACAAAUGGCUGGUCGCGGCGCAGCAACCUCUCCACAACAAAUGCGUAUGCUGCAAGAGGCGAGCCGUGUUCAGCAAGAGCAGUUAAUGCGACAGGCACAACAAGCUCAAAACGGUGUCCAUUCCUCACCCAACAAUCCUCAUGCUGCUCUUGCUGCAGGCAAAGGCAUGAAUAAUGCUGCUUACAUGGCUGCCAUGGGAGGUGCGAACGGGGUUGGAUCUCCUGGCCACAUGAAUCAUGCCUCUGCCUCGCCUCGCCCUACCACCGCUACUUCCGGUCAGGCUCUGUCAAGCGGCCACAUCCCCGUCCUCACCCAGAUCGCGAAUAAGAUUCGUGAACAUCACCCUAAUCUGUCAGAUGACGAGGUUAAUCGCCUCGCAUCCCAGCAGAUCACUCAGUAUCAGCAACAAGCCACCGCAGCCGCAGCCGGGCAGACCCAAAAGCGCCAACAGCCUCACAACCAAGCCGCACUCAACGCUGCCAUUGGUGCCGUUAAUGCCGGCAACCACGCUUCGAACGCGGCAGCUGCAGCCGCAGCCGCAGCCCAGUUCGGACACCAAGGCAUGAUGACCAACGAACAAAUCCAGCAGUACAACCAGCGGAUGCGCAUGCAACAGGCUCAACAACAUGCAGUUAGGGGUAUGCAGGGACAAAUGCAGCCAGGCGUGAUGGGCGCAAUGCCGAAUGGGAUGAGCAACUCUCCUGUAAUGACCAUGGCCAGGCCCGUCAGUCAGCACGCGAAUCAGGGACAAAUGAGUCGCAGCGCGACGCCAAGGGACCAGCGCAGUGGCAGUCAGAGCAACAUCAAUGUCAACGUCAAUGGCAGUGGGUCGGCCCCGCAGAGUAGUCCGCGCCCGGCGCCUGCGCAGCAGAUGCAGACCUGAGUGACGCAACGGCUGGGUUCGAUUUUGUAUACAGAGGGAUUUAUGGUUCAACUAUGGGCUAGCUGUUUGAGUACAGGGAGGGUAGGUAAGAGCCUCUGUUGCUUGCGGCGGUAAUCGCAAUGAUAUUCUAUGCUUUUCUGUCCACAGAUUUCCAUGGAUACGUUUUCUUACGGUCAUAUUCAUCACCUGUC